Messenger RNA from Xyrichtys novacula (pearly razorfish), 716 nucleotides. The record is from the annotation of a GenBank genome assembly. Lineage: Eukaryota; Metazoa; Chordata; Actinopteri; Labriformes; Labridae.
GGGGUACCAGCUUUUGUCAGCAGCAGAAACAUGCACUACACCGUGGCACUUCUGUUUUCUCUUCUGCAGCUCAUCAGCUUGGGUACAGCUGCUCCUCUGUCGGUCGAGGUGGUGAAGAUGAAGACAAAAGUAAAAUGGAUGGCUGAGCAGCUGGUGGUUCGGCUGAACAAAGACUUCCAGGUAUGAUAUAAAUGUUUAUAAUGAUCCAGUCUUUGAAAUGUUCACUUAUUGAUGCCAUUUGAACCAAUCAUACUUUUUUUUUUUGCAGGCUCCUUCCAGCCUGACCAUCAAUCAGACUGCUGACGACCUGAAUGGAUCCGCCUCCAUUGUGACCAUCCUAGAAGGCUGUAACAGUCUGAUCUCCGACACGCUUGAUGGGGUCAUCCAGGUCAAGUUUGAAAUCUCUUCGCUGUCGGGUUACCUCAAUCACUGGAGGCAAGGACACUGCAGCGAACAGCAGCAAAAGCCUCCACUACCAGCACCGCUGCAAGAGCUGCAGAGCCGUAAGGAGUUUAUUCACACAGUGAGCAUGGAGGCUCUCAUGAGAUUGAAGGAGUUCCUCAAACUACUGCUGAAGAAUCUGGACCAUCUGGAGACAUGCUGAGAGACCGGCAGGGCAGGCAAUACUUGUAAGUUGUUGACUUGUUUAUUGGGCAAUAUAUGCCAGGUUUGCAUCAGUGAUGUCUGACUUUGCAUCCUCCCGGGCCAUGCUGGAC